AUGGAUCCUCACUUGAAGUUACAACUUUCUGAUGUCGAUUUGCUGCCAGAUGCUUCCAUUUACAGACGACUUAUUGGCUGUCUUCUGUACUUAAUAAUUUCACGCCCAGACAUCUCUUUUGCAGUGAAUAAGUUAAGUCAAUUUGUAUCACGCCCUUGCAAGAUUCAUUUGGCUGCUGUUUACCAUCUAUUACGUUACCUGUUUCUACCUGUUUCUUCUUCGUUUCAACUCCGAGCUUUUGCCGACUCCGAUUGGGCUUCUUGCCUUGAUUCACGGCGUUCCACUACGGGUUUUUGUGUCUUCUUAGGCGAUGCUUUAGUCUCUUGGAAGUCCAAAAAGCAAGCUACCAUUUCUCGUUCAUCUGCUGAAGCUGAAUAUCGAGCAUUAGCUGUGGCUACUUGUGAGUUAUUGUGGUUGUCUAGUCUUUUGUCUGAUUUACAGGCCCCGCCAGCUCUUUUGUUUUGCGAUAAUGAGGUUGCGGUUCAUAUUGCCUCUAAUCCUAUCUUUCAUGAGCGAACGAAACACAUUGAAUUGGAUUGUCAUUUUGUUCGGGACAAAAUCGUUGAUGGCUUCCUCAAACUUUUGCCUAUACGAACUCACUCCCAGCUUGCUGAUCCUUUUACCAAAGCACUUCCUGCACCUACUCUUUUCCUUUAUUAUCCAAGAUGGGUGUCUUAG
Messenger RNA from Momordica charantia (bitter melon), 678 nucleotides. The record is from RefSeq and is a predicted model, not a curated record. NCBI's taxonomy places the organism in Eukaryota, Viridiplantae, Streptophyta, Magnoliopsida, Cucurbitales, Cucurbitaceae.